Camelina sativa (false flax) is the source of this 696-nucleotide messenger RNA. Its product is annotated as mediator of RNA polymerase II transcription subunit 11. Gene Ontology annotation, molecular function: transcription coregulator activity. Gene Ontology annotation, biological process: regulation of transcription by RNA polymerase II. Lineage: Eukaryota; Viridiplantae; Streptophyta; Magnoliopsida; Brassicales; Brassicaceae. The record is from RefSeq and is a predicted model, not a curated record. Gene Ontology annotation, cellular component: mediator complex.
CGUAGAAUCGGUAAUAAGGAAGACACAACACAAGCUCGCCUCUCUUUCGGUUUCUCUCGCUCGCUCGCUCUCCAGCAGUAGCAGAUCUGGGUUUUGAAGACUUCAAAGGAAGAAGAUUACUCCGUUACCAGUUUCGUAAUCGUGUGGAUGGAUCCGCAGACGCAGAACACUUCGUUGCAGCGACUCCAGAAUGUCGAGAAUAGAGUUGUUAAGGUAUUGGAACUAGCUGGAGGAGUGAUGGAAGAGCUCGCGAGCCCUUCUGGACCCAAGAAAGAGUUCGUCAACAGCCAUUGCCGAGAGUUUAUGCAAUCUAUGAAGGAUAUUCAAGUGACACUAAGGGAAGAGAUCAAAAGCGCUUGCGAGUACCGUCCCUUUGAGAAAUGCGAUUACAACGCUAGAAUAGCUAAUGAGAUCUGCUUCCAGAAGCUUGAAUAUGUUCUCACGCAGCUUGAUGAUCUGAAACAAACUGCUGACCGGUAUAUUUCUUCUGAUUGAGUUCGCAACUCUAGGCAGAUUUUUUUCUCUCAUGUUUGUGGGAUUUUACAAGUUGUCUCUGUCUUCCUUGGGAUUGAUAUUCGCAAAAGGCUUACUUGAAGAAUUAUGCUAAACCAUUGUAAAAAAAAAGAAAAAAAAGGUGUAUUUGGUUAGAAUAUCUGCAAUGAAUUAGCAAGAGAGAACCGGACCAAUUUUAUUGCA